Messenger RNA from Hipposideros armiger (great roundleaf bat), 2286 nucleotides. RefSeq names its product NKG2-A/NKG2-B type II integral membrane protein-like. Gene Ontology annotation, biological process: stimulatory C-type lectin receptor signaling pathway; positive regulation of natural killer cell mediated cytotoxicity. Lineage: Eukaryota; Metazoa; Chordata; Mammalia; Chiroptera; Hipposideridae. The transcript has 6 exons. The coding region runs from base 114 to 827 and encodes 237 amino acids. The record is from RefSeq and is a predicted model, not a curated record.
UUCACCCUCUACCCCACCCACUUUUACUGCGGGGGAUCUCGUCAUUGCAUAUACUAUUCAUUCUUAAGUACACUUACCUUAGACACAGUCUCAGACACCACUCAGCUGCAGAGAUGAGUAACCAAAGGGUAACCUAUGCAGAACUGAAUCUGGCUAAGGGCUCCAGGAGACAGCAUACAAAACCUAAGGACACUAAGAGCUCCAUUUCAGUGACUGAGCAGGAAAUAACCUAUGCAGAAUUAAAUCUUCAAAACACUACACAGGAUCUUCAAGGGAGUGAGAAGAACUACCACUGCAAAGAUUUUUCAUCACCUCCAGAGAAGCUCAUUGCUGGGGUCCUGGCACUCAUCUGCCUUGUCUUGCUGUCUUCUGUGGUAACGAUAGCUGUUAUUCCCUCUACUGUAAUAUCAGAGCAGAAUAAUUCCCCCUUGACAACAGGGAUCCAGAAAGCAUAUCAGUGUGGUUGUGGUCCAAACAAGUGGUUUACAUAUUCCAACAAUUGCUAUUACAUUAGUACUGAACAAAAAGUAUGGACUGAGAGUCAGAUGGCCUGUGCUUCCGAGAAUUCUAAUCUGCUUUAUAUAGAUAAUGAAGAAGAAAUGAAUUUUUUGAACAUCUUCAGUUCUUAUUCAUGGAUUGAACUCUCCUACAGAACAAAUAAUAGUUUGUUAGUUUGGCCAGAUAGCCCAACUUUCUCUUCCAAAAUGUUCUCAAUAUCUUCAAAGGAGAAGAGGAAUUGUACAUCUGUGUUGUUCGAAACAUACAACCUUUAUUUCGAACCCUGUUUAGAGAUAAAACGAUAUGUUUGUAAGCACCAGGCACUUUAGCUUAUCUAAAAUUGGUAUAAAUCUUGUCUACAAAGAACAUAUUCAUAUUUUUAAUUUACUUAAAAACUAUACAAUUAUUUUCUUAGAAUUCUUGUGAUACUAUUUUGAGUAGGUUUACCAUCACAACAAAGUUAAGACAGGUACUGAGACUUCCCGUAUUCCCCAUCCCUUCACAUACAGAGCUUCCCCCAUGAUCAACAUCACUCACCAGAAUGGUACAUUUGCCACUGAGAAUGAAUCUGAAUUGACACAUCACAAUCACUUAAAAUCCAUAAUUUAUGUGAGGCUUCACCCUGGGUGUUGUAGAAUUAUUUUUAAAUCUUUAUUUUUAUCAAUUUUAAAAAUAGAUAUCCAUGUACAUGUUAUAGGUUUCUUAAGCUUUUGCUAUUUAUUAGAAUAAAUCAUGUGUAAAUUACACAUUUUAAUAUCAAGAGCUCUUGCUUCAAAGUUCUCACUCAGUAUGGAGAAUAAUUCCAUAUUUUUGAAUUAGUUGCUUUGUCCUAUGUUGAAAUGAGGAUUCAGCAACACAGGCUAGCAUAAUAUAUAAGUCAUAGUGGAAUUAAAAGACAAAAAGUAGAGAAAAUUUGAUUUAAAGAAUUAUUAAGCUUUUGUAGGGGAGAUAGCCUACAAACAAACAGGAGGAGAUAAAGAAAAAUUAUAAAGAAUACCCGGGGUUAAAAAAGAAUACCCAAAGGUAGGAUGAUUUGGGAGCCAUGUCUACUCCCCCAGAUGAGUUUUAGGCUUCACUGAACACAGUGCGGCUGCAGACAACUUGACAGCAGACAUGUUUGUUGGUUUGCCCUGGGAUAGAGCAGCUCCACAAUCCUCUGGCUGUUAUUGGUGAGGACGGAUCUCAGACUGUGACUGGCAAGCAGGAAGACCUCCCUACCAUGGUGUCCCCUGGCAGAGGUUGAAAAAGAUGGAACCAUGACUGGGACUGGCCACAAUAACUGCUGGAGGGUGAAUACCACAGGACUUCCAGCAUGCGUGCAACUGGCAGCCACUCCACAGAAGCCAAUGGAGAGAAAACACCAUGGAACCAGGAACAAGAUCCUUUCCCUGGCACUGCCUCGCCAGUGACUUUUUCAGGCAAAACAACAUCAUGUGAGUUGACUAGGGAGAAAAAGUUAUGGGAUCUAGGUGCAUUAUCUCAGAGAUGGCAAUGAAGGACAGAUUUGGAGCUGAGAUUAAUAAAUUGUUUAUUGGCCCUCAUGAUUAUUGUGUAAGAACUACAAAGUUGUUAUAUAACAUAACUCUUUAUAUGGAAAACCCUAUAAACUCCACUGAAAAACUAUUAGAAACAGUAAACAAAUAUCGUAAAGUUUCAGGAUACAAAAUCAAUGUACAAAAAUCUAUGUAUCCCCACAGACUAACAAUGAAGUGUCAGAAAAGAAAUGAAAAAUUUUCUUUGCAAUUGUGACAAAAAUGAAUAUAAUACCUUGGAAUAAACUUUAAAAAG